AUGGCUCCCUCGGCUCCCGGGACGGCCAGCAACUCGCCGGCCAAGAAGACCUCCGCCCCCGAGAAGAAAUACAAGUGCCAGUUUUGCAAUCGCGCUUUCAGCCGUAGCGAACACCGCAGCAGACAUGAACGUUCCCACACGAAAGAGCGACCUUUCAAAUGUUUAAAAUGUCGGAGUACCUUUGUUCGUCGCGACCUUCUCCUGCGCCAUGACCGAACUGUCCAUGCGAAAGAUGGCGGAAUUCCCCUGGUUGCAGAGGGGCGCCGACGUGGUGGAGGGGUCCAAAAAUCCUCGUCCGCCCCAUCCAAGCCGUCAAUCACCAUUGACCCGGCGACGCUGGAACAGAUCGAGGCAAGCAGUGAUGGUAUGGUCGACCUUGAAACUGCAGCCAUGUUGAUGACAGAUUUCCAACAUAAGGCUGCAGCAGCGGCGAAUGGCCGGGUUUCCGAGCGCUCCGAAUCGUUGUCCCCUGGCCGCGGCUCCUUCGAGCCCUACCUGUCGGGCAACGCUACCCUGCCCCAGAUGCCAUGGGAUACACUCGCCUCGCCCGCGGAUCAUGGCUCGAUGCCCACCUUUGUCGACCGCCACGGCCCCAUCGGAGACGUUCUCCUGUCCAACUCACUGCCCAUGUCUGGAAACUCUACGCCGAACGCGCUUUCCCCGUACCCGUCCAUGACCGGCCCCGUUAGCCCUGUUAACUAUCGCCGGUCGCCCGGUCCCAGUCAGGCAUUGACUCUCCCCAAGGCCCCUCAAAUUGCUGACGAGAUGGAGCGCAACCUGGUUGUCGAGCGUGUUCAGGGAGCGGACACUCUCGGUGCCCUGCCUGAGACCUUCCAGCUCCCGACCACUGCUAUUUUGAACCGGUAUUUGUCCACGUACUUUAAUCUGUACCACCCCCAUCUGCCGUUCCUUCAUCAGCAGUCAUUUAACGCUACCACUGUCUCGCCACCUUUGCUGCUUGCCGUGCUGUCUAUCGGUGCUCUGUACACUUUCGAGCGCGAUAAUUCUUUCAUGCUUCAUGUUGGCUCCAAAGUCCUGGUCAACCAAUUCCUUCAGCAUAAGGACAACUUCGAUUCUCGCAAGUGCCCCCUGUGGUUGAUGCAGAGCAGCCUGCUGAACAUGGUCUUCGAAAGCUGGAGCGGUGACCCCAAGGGUCUCGAGUGGACUUGCUCCAUCAAGAGUCUUCUGGCCAAUAUGGUUGCUGGCAACCGCUAUCAGCUCAAGGUGCGCACCGAGGCUCGCCAGGGUAUCAAGCCCUCUCGUGAGGAGUGGGUUGAGGAUGAAUCAUGCCGCCGCACGUACUUCGCCGUAUAUAUCUUCUUCGGCAUGUUGACGCUCACCUUCAACCACACUCCUGCCAUGAGCUUCGACGAGUUCGAUAGUCUCGAGCUCCCGUCGUCCGAGUCUCUCUGGAACCUCGAUGCAUCUGACGAGGAGACCUGGCACCGCAGCGUGGGUGCCAACACCUUGACCGUUCGCGAAGCCCACGACUUCCUGUUCCAGGGCGAGCAGACCCGUUACAGCGCCUUUGCUACCCGUGUUCUCAUCAACGCCCUGUUCCUGCAAGUUUGGAACCACAAGCGCAGCUUUGAGGCCCUGCAGGAUGUCGUCACCGAGUACAAGCUGCGCCUAGCACUGGAGACCUGGGAGAACUCUCUUGAAGUGUGCGAGCCCGAGACCAUCGUGGUCCCGCUCAGCACUCCCCAGAAGGGACACCCGCUCAUCUUCAACUCCAUGGCCGUCUACCGCAACACCCGUGCUCGUCUGGAAGUUGACCUCAAGUCCAUCCAGGAGGCCAUGCGCUACCACUCCUCGUACGAGGUUGCAGCCGCCAUGACCGUUGCUCGUGAAAAGGUCAAGCGCGGACAGGAGAUGAACAAGGUCGUGCAGCAGUGUUUCGAGUGCAUUGAGAUCGCGGCCAUUCAAGGCAUCAACUGGGUUGCCAAGACCUCCGCCACCAACUGGAGUGUUGAGCACCCUCUCUGCGGCCUCGACCUGAUGGUCAUCCUGAGUCUCUGGCUCUACCGCCUGGAACAUGACGAGGAGCCGGCGACUGAGGCUGAGUUGGCCAUCUACAACAAGGUGCGGAACCUGUUCGACGACGACGCCAUCGACGCUUUUGGCAAACUCAGUUCCACCGUCGCCCGUGUUUGGGGUAACAUCCUUGACGGCGUGGUUGUCUGGGGAAUCACCAAGUUGAUGGGCGAGUCGUUCAAACUUCACUCCCAGGCUCUUGUCGGUUACGAGGAUUCUCUGCGUGUCGCAAAGGACCAGCCGAUCCACGCGGUGCCAACCAAGUCGCUCGCCAGCGUCGGCACCGCGUACUAA
Penicillium cinerascens is the source of this 2328-nucleotide messenger RNA. Its product is annotated as C2H2-type zinc finger protein. The transcript is spliced from 3 exons. Bases 1 to 2328 code for a protein of 775 amino acids. Gene Ontology annotation, biological process: DNA-templated transcription; regulation of transcription by RNA polymerase II. Gene Ontology annotation, cellular component: chromatin. NCBI's taxonomy places the organism in Eukaryota, Fungi, Ascomycota, Eurotiomycetes, Eurotiales, Aspergillaceae. The record is from RefSeq and is a predicted model, not a curated record. Gene Ontology annotation, molecular function: DNA-binding transcription factor activity, RNA polymerase II-specific; RNA polymerase II cis-regulatory region sequence-specific DNA binding; zinc ion binding.